Durotheca rogersii is the source of this 225-nucleotide messenger RNA. RefSeq lists its product as uncharacterized. The transcript is spliced from 3 exons. NCBI's taxonomy places the organism in Eukaryota, Fungi, Ascomycota, Sordariomycetes, Xylariales, Xylariaceae. The coding region runs from base 1 to 225 and encodes 74 amino acids. The record is from RefSeq and is a predicted model, not a curated record.
AUGGACGCCCUCAAGAAAUUCGCGGGUGGCAGCAGCAGCAGCCACGGCAACGGCGCGCAGACGUCCGGAGAGAAGAAAGACGUCGGUGACAGGGUUGCGGGAUUCAUCAACAAGCGCCAGGGCGGGAAGCUCUCCGACCAGCAGCUCGAGACCGGCACGGACAAGGUUCGCGGCAUGUACGAGAAGGCGACCGGAAAAAAAGUCAACCCUAAAAUAUCCAACUAA